Messenger RNA from Danio rerio (zebrafish), 6849 nucleotides. The record is from RefSeq and is a predicted model, not a curated record. NCBI's taxonomy places the organism in Eukaryota, Metazoa, Chordata, Actinopteri, Cypriniformes, Danionidae.
CGUAUCGGAUCGGCAUUAUAGCUUAGAUGCCCAACCCUAACACAAACACAAACUUCGUUACACAUCAGCCCCCUUACAACGUACUGAUUCAGCAACAGCUGAUACCCAUCACACACUUUAUCCUGGUUUGAAUUUCCUGUUUCUACUUCUGCCUGCACCCAUUUCUGAUUGUUUGCCGCCUGCCCCGACACCUAGCCUGCCUCUUGUACUUUGACUGUUAGCCGCCUGGCCCGACAUUAGCCUGCCUGCCUAUUCUUAGUCUGUAUCUGCUGCUUCCUUCUAAUAAAACUGCAAAUGGAUCCUCAGUCUCCAGAGUCUUUGUCACAGAAGACUUCACCACAAAGUGAUCCAGCAGCGUUCAUGCAGAUCACAACAGAGCUCUCGGCCCAAGCCAACUAGCUCAUUAUUCGCCAGCAACAACUUACCUACCUGACAUCACUCACGGAGGAACUGGUCAAAGUUCUACAGGGAAUACGCCUUUCACCACCAGAGGCCGCUGCUCCACCAGUUAUGAACAUUGCUGCACCCCUGUCACCAUCAACUCUCACGGUAAGCCCCCGGCUAGCGUUUCCUGAAAAGUUUGAAGGUGACCCUGCCAAAUGCAAGGGGUUUUUGUUACAAUGCUCCAUGUUUGUCAACCAACAACCCACACUUUAUCCUAUGGAUGCCAGUCGUAUUUCAUUUGUUUGUACCCUCCUCACGGGGAAAGCAUUGGACUGGGCCACGGCUGUUUGGAAGGAGGAUGGGAUGGCGUUUCCCACUUUCUCUGCGUUUCUAAAAGACUUUUGUGCUGUGUUUGAACAUGAUGUUGGUGGAAAGAGCGCUGGUGACCAGCUCCUCACACCCACACAGGGACAGAAAACUGCCACGGAAUAUGAUUAGCAUUCCAUACUCUUGCGGCUCAAACGAACUGGAUCGAAGACACUUUAAAACUCCUCUUCAGGAAAGGGUUAAAUCCGGAGCUGCAAUCCGAGCUAGCAUGCCGCGAUGAGGGCAAGUUAUUCUCUAAAUUUAUUAAACUAACCAUCGAACUGGACAAUGUAAUUCGAGCAUGACGCCCUACACGGUCAAUGCACUACCCGUCUGUUGUCAACACCACUCAAGGAGACUUGAUGCAGCUCGGAGUGACGCACUUGACAUCUGAGGAGAGAAAUCUGUGUAUGUAAUGUGGACAAGCCGGUCAUUUAAAGAUGUUAUGCCCUACUCGUCCAAUGACACAAUCAGUCAGUGAGUUUGAUUUUAAAAAUAGUCCAGCAUCUAAUGUGCAGAUACCAGUAAAAUUGGCUGUUCAGGGCCUAACUAUGCUUACGAUGGCACUUUUGGAUUCGGGAGCUGCUGGCAACUUUAUGUCUGAAAAAAUUGCACGGCAGAAUAAGCUUACACUGAUUCCCUAUACCUCUUAUUUAACAGUGGAGGCACUCAAUGGCCAACCCAUAGGAGGAGGGAGGAUAACUUUUACCACCGACGAGCUCACCAUGCAAACGGGGGCUCUACAUUAAAAAAAAAAACCAUAAAAUUCUAUGUGCUUAACUCAUCAAAUUAUACCAUUAUUCUGGGCUUCCCAUGGCUGUCCAAACACAAGCCUGUAAUUUCCUGAAAGUUCUGGAGUGCCAGAUCCCCCAGUGGGAUUCUAGUUGUCAUGCACACUGUCUCAUGCCAGUAAAAACCCAGUCUGUGUGCUCCAAUAACAUGAAUAGUGAUGAAAUAUUCGAUUCCUAAUGAAUACUCUGACCUGAUUAAAGGUUUUAGCAAACCAAAGGCCCAUCAGCUACCCCUCAUCAGCCUACAGACUGCGCUAUCGACUUACUAGCUGAUACUACUCCCCCAGAGGCCGAAUCUUUCCAUUUUCACGCCCAGAAUCUGAAGUCAUGCAAAAAUACAUUGACUAGGAGUUAGCCAAAGGUUUCAUUAGGCCAUCAACCUCACCCGCAGCAGCUGGCUUCUUCUUUGUAAAAAAAAAAAAAAGAUGAAGAACUGAGACCAUGUAUUGAUUACCGUGGCUUAAAUGAUAUUACAGUGAAAUUCUGAUAUCCAUUACCCUUGGUUCCUAUUGCCCUAGAACAGCUGCGCAGAGCUAAAUAUUUCACCAAAUUAGACCUACACACCUUCUUGGUGUACUUCAUCAGCCAGGAGGGAGUGGCUAUGGAUGAACAGAAAGUCAGGGCAGUGGUAGAGUGGCCCCUUCCUAGGUCAAUCAAAUAACUAAAGUGAUUUUUGGUCUUUGCAAAUUUUUAUUGACGAUUCAUUUGAGGAUUUAGUAGCAUCACUGCGCCACUCACUUCCAUGACAAGAAAUUCAAAAGCAACCCUUAUAUGGUAAACCGAAGCAGAGUAGGCUUUUCAGAAUCUAAAAACUAGGUUCACCACAGCGCCCAUACUUCAUCACCCUGAUCCUGACAGACCCUUCAUUGUAGAGGUGGAUGCUUCUAACACGGGCAUCAGAGUGAUACUGUCUUAACGUCAAGGUACACCCCCCAACAUGUUCCCAUGUGCAUAUUAUUUUAAGAAACUUACCCCAACUGAACAAAACUAUGAUGUCGGAAAGCAGGAACUCUCGGUCAAGGCAGCAUUAGAGGAGUGGAGACAUUGGUUGGAGGGGGCUAACUUCCCUUUUACUGUUUUCACCGACCACAAGAAUUUAGAAUAUCUCAAAUCCGCUAAAUAAUUGAACCCCAGGCAGGCGAGAUGGGCUGUGUUUUUCACUCGCUUCCAGUUUACAGUAACCUACAGACCAGGUACCAAGAAUACCAAAGCCGAUGCCCUGUCACACCAAAAUCACCACCUAAGUAGCUUUCAGUCUGAGGCAACAGUUAUUCCCAUCAACCUCCUGAUUGCACCUGUACAGUGGAAUAUAAUUACUCUGAUCCAACAAACCAAUCAAAUUACCCACCUACAAAAUUCUCAGGGACACACCGCUAUCUUCACCAUCAUCGGCUGUUUCUCGAAAUCCUGUCGACUUGUACCCUUGACCAAACUCCCCACUGCCUUUUAAACCACAGAACUCCUGUUUAAUAAUGUGUUUCGGUUUCACGGACUUCCUGAAAACAUAAUGUCUGAUCGGGCACCCCAAUUUACCUCCAGAGUAUGGGCAGAGUUUUUUAAACAAUUGAACAUCAACAUCAGCUUGACUUCAGGCUAUCACCCAGAAUCUAAUGGACAGACAGAAAUUUAAAUCAGGAGAUCAUCCAGUUCCUUAGAAUUUACUGUCAUCAGAAUAAGGCAGACUGGAGCAGAUUUUUGAUGUGGGCAGAAUAUGCCCAAAACUCUCUGCAAAAACCCUCUACUGGAUUAACCCCCUUUAAACGCACGCUGGGGUACCAGCCACCACUAUUUCCCUGGUCAGGUGAACCAUCUAAUCUUCCUUUGGUUACCGAUUGGCUGCAACGCAGUGAGGAGACCUGGAAUCGUGCUCACAUCCAUCUUUAACGAGCCACCUGAAGUCAGGAAAGACAGGCUAACCUGCGUAAGCAGUGCCAACCUGAUUACACUCCAGGACAGUGGGUCUGGCUUUCUACUAGGGACAUUCGAUUGAGACUACCCUACAUAAAACUCAGUCCCAGGUAUGUGGGUCUUUCUAAAAUUCUCAAACAAAUCACAGCAGUUUCAUUUUGUUUAGAAUAACCCACUAACUACCGUAUUUACCCCACGUUUCAUGUGUACCCUCCUGAAUCCGGCGAGUGAUCCGAGAGGAAAGCAAGAGACGAUGGGCUAAGGGUGCUCUCCUCCUCCCCUUCUGGUCGAUGGCCAAGAAGCUUACCAAGUUCGAGAAUUGCUCAACUCCAGGCGCCGGGGCAACAUACUCCAGUAAAUCGUGGAUUGGGAGGGAUAUGGCCCAGAGGAACGUUCAUGGGUCCCUGCAGGACAUAUCCUUGACCCUUCACUUACAGAACAGUUCCACCAAUCUCAUCCAGAGAAGCCCCAUCCUCGACCCCGAGGGAGACCCCGGAGUCGUCAAACCCCUCACAUCAGGAGCCGUUCGCAGGGAAGGGGCUCUGUUAUAAGCGUGACACUCACGCCGCCCUCUCUGUACGACCAGAGGGACCACCUACCUGAGAACUGACAGACAGGAAACAUAUCCCACGCCCUCAGUCUCUCCCGGGAACUAUUGCUUCAUGAUCCCAUGAACAGAAGGGUACACUUCAAUGUGGAGAAGUACGAGAAACUCCUAAAUGAAAAUCUACCUGCUACUAGCAGUGGUUUGACUUUGAAAAGGCCCGACGGCAUUUAUUUGAGAACCAGGAAUGCCUAUGAACAGCUCUGCCAAACCAAAGGAUCUCAGCCAAAGCAUUUUGAGAAUCCCAGUUUGUUCUGUGACUAUUUCACCAACGGCAGCCCUGCUCUAUUUCUGCAGCCAAUCAGACGAGAGAUAAUCAGCCUGCAGCCCUAUGUGGUGCUCUUCCAUGGCUUCGUCACCCAAGCUGAAGCCAAAAACAUCAGAAAAUAUGCAAUGCCAGGGCUCAGAAGAUCAGUGGUGGCAUCAGGCAUGAAUCAGGCCACUGCUGAAUAUCGCAUCAGCAAGAGCGCAUGGCUGAAAGAGUCGGCCCACGAGGUUGUGGGUAAGCUGGAUCAACGCAUCACCUUGGUAACUGGACUGAAUGUGCAGCCUCCUUAUGCCGAAUAUCUCCAGGUUGUAAAUUAUGGGAUUGGAGGACACUAUGAACCUCAUUUCGAUCAUGCCACAUCCGACUCUAGUCCAUUGUACAGACUAAAAACUGGAAAUCGAGUGGCUACAAUCAUGAUAUAUCUGAGCCCUGUGCAAGCUGGAGGAUCCACAGCCUUUAUCUACGCCAACUUCAGUGUUCCUGUUGUGCAGAAUGCUGCUCUCUUCUGGUGGAACCUGCAUAAAAAUGGCCAAGGAAAUGUUGAUACUCUUCAUGCUGGCUGUCCUGUUAUUGUUGGCAAUAAAUGGGGUAUGUUUAAAAACAAAAACUUUCAUAAAGUAACCUGCACGGCAGUUACAAACAUAGUUCACCCAAAGAUUAUCAUUCUGUCAUCAUCUACUCAUUCUCCACUUGUUCAAAUCCUGUUUAAGUUUUUUUCUUAUGUUCAACACAAUAGAACAUAUACUGAAGAAUGGUGGAAACCAUUGUUGUAUAUUUUGUAUUUUGAUUUGUACAAUGGAUGUCAAUGGCUCCUGUUUUUCAACAUUCUUCAGAAAAUCUUGUUUUGUUUGCAUCCAAAGAAAGAAACCCAUAAAAGUUUAGAAUUAUUUUAGUGUGAGUAAAUUUUCUUUUUUGGUGAACUAUAAUGUUAUGGUGUACAUUUGAUCAUUGAUAUAUUGUAUAUGAUUAUGAUAUAUAGUUUGGCAGGAUAAGUUCUGAUUUAGACAUUUAAUUAUUAUCAAUUACAUACCUAUUUUUAUUAGAAUAAUUACACCAGUGGAACAUUGCCCCUGUGAUUUUUAUUUCGAGUUAGUGAGUGGUGUUAAAAUGUGGUGUGUCCAGGGCCAGAUUAUAGUACCAGUCAGCCUCAGUGUUUGAUUUGAUUGGGCAGCCCCUAUGUGCUGUGAGUAGAUUGUUAGCUUUAAGAUAGUUACCAGAUAAUCUUUGCCAAGAUCAAAACCAACCAACCUCCUGGGCAAGAUUUGUAAUUGCCUGAAAGGAAAUCAGGGAUAAUUUGACUUCUACUCCUGUUAUGUGAGCCUGGCUCUGGAAGAGAAACAUGGAAAAUUAAACAAAAUGAAGCCACAGAGUAUUAGGAUAUAAUUGAGCUUUAAUAAUAUAGGAAAAAUAAUAGUUCUGCAUUUUAUUUACCUGUUUGAUUUAAACAAUGAUCAAAGAUGUCCUUCUGUGAGCUUUACCGCAAAUUAAGGCUGAUUUAUACUUGUGCGUAAAUUGAAUGCUUAUGCUCCAGCGCAGCCUUGCGGUGGUUGCAUAGCCCUUGCCGUGGCCAUCGCUGACGCACACCUCUCAUAAAAUGUAACUACACGUCACAAUGAUGCCUAGCACAAGGUUUGUGACUAGUCGGUUCAGGAGCGAUGAUGAGUGUGGGAGGGACUGAGAGCUGCGAACCCGUUGGAGCGAGUGUUUACAAGUGUAAAGGAAGGAAACUCCAAAUGGAAAGUUUUGUUUUUACCUUAUGAUUUAAGUUGUACUUUCAUCGGUUCCCACCUCAAAAUGAGCAAUUUAGAGCUACUUCUACAUUAAGGUAGCGUUCAGUAAAAAACAAAACACCAAUCAAGAAACUCGACACAGAAGAACAUAAAAAACAGCUAGUGUUAAACGUAACAAAUAGCAUACAAACAAACACCGCAACAAACAGCAUACAGAAGUAUAAAUGAACGACUACGCACUAGGCAAGUUCUGUGGGUCACACCAAUCGCUUGACACAGAAGUAUAAACCACUAUAAAUCAUGACAAAAGGCAUUUUUGCAAGUAACAAUAAUAUCAAAGACUACAUAGACUACAGUUUCAACUUUAACUUUAUUUAGUGUCUAAUGUGUCUUUUAGAGCAUAAAAAUCAUCAGCAAUGUUACAAUGCUCAAAGUUUAAUGCAAAGGGAGAUAAUGCCUAUGACAGAUCUCUCUUUGGAAGGCCUACAGCACAUGGCUAAUAGGUACUGCAAUGGGCUUAUGACAUCAAAAACCCUGAAACUGAUAUAAAUCACACCCCCGGUUGUAGAUAUGUCUACACUAAUUGUGAUAAAUUUUAAAAAUGUGUUUUCCCGACCAGAGAUCACGUGACGUUUUGGCUGCAGAUUGCUAGAGCUUCUGACACGCUUCCUCGUUUGAUAAAUGUUCAACAGGUUUAAUUUUUGUAAACUGAACAUUCUAUAGGGGCGAAGCAGUGGCGCAGUAGGUAGUGCUGUCGCCUCACAGCAAGAAGGUUGCUGGGCCGCUGUAUCGAUCCUC